This is a messenger RNA of Mercenaria mercenaria, 4600 nucleotides long. RefSeq names its product alanine--glyoxylate aminotransferase 2, mitochondrial-like. The coding region runs from base 104 to 1582 and encodes 492 amino acids. The record is from RefSeq and is a predicted model, not a curated record. Gene Ontology annotation, biological process: glyoxylate catabolic process. NCBI's taxonomy places the organism in Eukaryota, Metazoa, Mollusca, Bivalvia, Venerida, Veneridae. The transcript has 14 exons. Gene Ontology annotation, molecular function: L-alanine:glyoxylate transaminase activity; pyridoxal phosphate binding. Gene Ontology annotation, cellular component: mitochondrion.
AUUUUAUAUUGGAUCCCGCGGUGACCAGGAACCAGUGCAUACUUGGGCUCAACAGAGUUAAAAGUUGUAAAGUUACUAAGUUUAAAUUCCAAGGUGGAGCAAAAUGAGGCGUUGUGGUUUGUUAACUAGGAAAGUUUAUGAGUCUCUUGAUAAAGUUGCGCCAAGAUGUGGUUGUGCUCUGUCAACAAUGCCACCUUGCGACUUCAAACCAGAUCCAUAUACAGGUAUUAGUUUUGAAGAUGCAGUAAAAGUUCGGAAGGAGAACCUGUCCCCGGCACUGUUUACAUACUACAAGAAGCCUGUUAUGAUACAUCAAGGGCACAUGCAAUGGUUGUAUGACACUGAUGGUAAACGAUACCUUGAUCUGUUUGGCGGCAUUGUGACAGUCAGUGUUGGACAUUGUCAUCCGAAAGUGAAUGCUGCAGCAGAAAAACAGAUGAAGAAGUUAUGGCACACCACAAACAUAUACAUGCAUCCUACAAUACAUGAAUAUGGAAAAAAACUUGCAGAGAAAAUGCCAGGAAAUCUCAAGGUGAUAUAUUUUACAAACAGUGGAUCAGAGGCCAACGAUUUAGCUUUGUUGAUGGCCAGGAUGCAUACUGGUGUGUUUGAAGCAGUUUCUCUCAGGAAUGCAUAUCAUGGAGCCAGUCCAUACCUAAUGGGUCUCACAGCUCUAAAUACAUGGAGGUUUAACUGUCCAACUGGCUUUGGUAUACAUCAGUCAAUGAAUCCAGACCCAUUUAGAGGACCAUGGGGAGGCAAGCAUUGUAGGGACUCACCUUCUCAGACUAUCCGAGACUGUGAUUGUGCUGAAGGGGAAUGUAAGGCAGGAGAUAUGUAUGUUGAUCAGUUAGAAGAUGUUCUCAGGUUUUCUAUGCCUAAAGGCAAAAUUGGAGCUUUCUUUGCUGAAUCUAUCCAGGGUGUCGGUGGAACCGUACAGUUUCCUAAGAAUUUCCUGAAGCCAGCAUUUGAGAAAGUGAGGGCAAUGGGAGGAGUAUGUAUAUCUGAUGAGGUACAAACUGGAUUUGGCAGGACAGGAACACAUUACUGGGGAUUCGAGGGCCAUGAUGUGAUACCUGAUAUAGUGGUUAUGGCUAAGGGUAUAGGAAAUGGUUAUCCUAUGGCAGCAGUUAUAACCACCCCUGAGAUAGCAGCUGGUAUGGGAAAAGCUUUACACUUUAAUACUUUUGGUGGAAACCCUGUGGCUUCAGCUGUUGGUUCAGCAGUACUUGAUGUGAUAGAUGAGGAGAACAUUCAACAGAGUGCACAUGUUGUGGGAACAUACUUCAUUGAAGAGCUUGCCAAGUUAAGAGACCAGUUUGAAAUUGUUGGGGAUGUCAGAGGAAAAGGUCUUAUGAUUGGUAUAGAAAUGGUGAAUGAUAAGGCAUCUAGAGAUCCUUUGUCAGCUGAUAAGAUUGCAAAUAUUUGGGAGGAUAUGAAAGAUGAUGGUGUACUGAUGGGUAAAGGUGGACUCUACGGAAAUGUUUUUAGAGUGAAACCACCAAUGUGUGUCACCAAGGAGGAUGUUGACUUCACUAUCUCAGUGUUCAGGGAUGCCUUACAAAAGAAUUCUAACAAAUGAACUUAAAAUGCUUUUGUUUUCCUGCCAUAGAUAAAUCAACUUUAUAUUCAAGGAAAUCUAAAUAAUAGUUCAUACUCCAGGAAUGUUUAGUUACAUUAAUGAUAUAUUUUGGAUAAUUGAUCCACUAUCUAGGUUCUCAAAGAUAUUCAGAUCUCACAGAUAUGUUUUAAGUCAGUGUUUUUGUUGCAACCAAAAAAGAGUGCUACUGUAUUUUAUCUACAGUUUUAGAUUAAGGGCAUAUUAGAAUCGAAAUUAUUUAUAGCAAAACUGUGUUUUCACACUAUUUAUACACUCGGGUGGCAAUACAUCGUACAAAUGAUUUCAGUCUGGCUGUGCCCUCAAGAAAUUAUUGAAGCCGACGUAUAACCGCCCAUAGUGCAUAAAUAGGGUUAAAACACUCCUUUGCUAUAUGAGCCGUGCCAUGAGAAAACCAACAUAGUGGGUAUGCGACCAGCAUGGAUCCAGACCAGCCUGCGCAUCCGCGCAGUCUGGUCAGGCUCCAUGCUGUUCGCUUUUAAAGCCUAUUGGAAUUGGAGAAACUAUUAGCGAACAGCAUGGAUCCUGACCAGACUGCGCGGAUGCGCAGGCUGGUCUGGAUCCAUGCUGGUCGCAUACCCACUAUGUUGGUUUUCCCAUGGCAUGGCUCAUAUGAUUUUUAUGCACCCGGCAUCUACUGAUGCGGGAGGCAUAUGGUGAUUGUCUCAUCCAUCCGUACGAGGUUAAGCAAAUGGGACCGUUUCGUCUAGAAUCAAUACCCCUAACUAGAAUGACUUGAUACUAAUGCAGAUGUAACCUGUGACCAUUCCCCAUCUUCAGACAUCACCUGACCUCAGUUUGACCUUGACCUUGAACUUGACCUCGUUUUGGACUUGGGUUGCUUUGUAACGACAAGGAUGCCACCGGGGGCAUCAAGCGUUUAUUGAAUGCAGCUCCUUGUUAAGUAAUGCCUUUGUGUCUUUGGCACAUUUAUAAUUGUGGUUGUAGUAUUAAAAAAAAUAUAUUGAGAUGUAUCAUCAUACAUGUGCCAUGUGUUUUAUAUUAUAUACCAGAUCUAUAUAGCUUAUAGUCAUAUUUUUGUGCUCUGCAAAAUUUGAAGUGUGUUUUUACACAACUACGCAUAAAAUGCUUUUUUGAUAAAGAAUGAUGUGUAUUCCUUGUGGUAUUGUACAAAUUUAUGAUUUUUGAGAAUAAUUAUUUGAAACAUUUAUUAUCACAGGUGCUUAAAGCUUGCAGAUUUCAAACUAAAAAUGCUACAGGUUUGUUUAUUUGCUGAAUUUAGAUGUAAAGAUUUAUUUAAAUUCGUUUUUUUUCACCAUUAUCGUUUCUGCAUAUAUACCUUUUGUUAAAAAGUCAGUGGGUUUGAAAUAUAUAUUUGUUCAAAAUAUUUACUUAUAAAUGCUUAUACUUGCUAUACUUGUAUAUGCUUCACUGUUAGUCCAGUAGUGUUUACUAGAAAUUCUUGUAUUAAAUUUUACAUUGUGUUUUAUAUCGUAUUAGUAAAUUUGCUAGUGUUUUCAUAUAUAGAUAUUUACAUUCUCUCUAUUUGUUCCAUUGAAAAUUAUGAUGUUUUAUUUUAUAUGAACCCCAAAGGGAAAGCCGUCAGAGUUUCAAUGAUGCCACUAAGUGGUAUUGCAACUGUUGUUUUGACGACGCCUACAUAUAGUUCGGGAGAACGUUUAUUAGAUGAUGUCACAGUAGUUCUGUCUGGAGAACAGAGUCGCCAGGAACCAGAUUCUAAUGUCUUACAACAAAAUAUGUGCAGUUAAAAAAAAACAACUUAUCAGAUGGAAAUGAAAUAUAAUGUUGAUAUAAAAAUGAAAUUAUUUUGUGCUGAGUUUAUGUGAAAUGAACAUCAGAAUAUGAUCUGCAAAUUAACAAUGAAGUAGUAGCCCAAUUCAUGGACUUGCAGAUUCUGUAUCGUUCGUUUUGCAUGAACUCCUAACAAAAUAAAUCCAUUUAUUUAUAAGAAAUGUUUUAUGAUGGAUUUAGAAACAGAAUAAUUAAUUACAUAUUACAAAUAUUUCAAUGUGCCAUAUCUUCCAUAUUACUAAACGUAAAUUUUUGAUGUUUCUCAUACGCUAAGAAACUGUAAAAUGAAAAAAAUUGUAAAAAUUUCAACAAAAUCUAGUUAAUACCAUUAUACUGAUGAACAAGUCUCUACCCAUUUUUAAAAACGUUACAAAAAUACAUAUCAAUGUUUUAUUUUUAUGAAACAAGCAAAUCUCUUUCAAAUACUUUUAAUAAUUCACUUUUGUUCAUAUUUUUGUAUGUGCUCAGUACACCAUAUUAACUUUAUUCUUGUGCCAUUAACUUUUCUGAAAGUUUUUCUCUAUUUUUAAUGCAGAUAUUUUACAUUAUAUAGAAUGCCAUUUAUUGUUUAUUCCCAUAUUGUUAUGUUUAAAGCAUUCGAUCCUUGUCAAUAUUUUUUUUUGCUGCAUGAGUAUGUUAUAAAGCCUUUAAGCAUUCCAUUUUUUUGCUAAAUUUGUGCUGAAAUAAAAAUAUUUUAUACUUGCAUUAAACUUGUAACGAUGUAACUUUGGACUCUUAUUGUAUAGGUGUGUAGCAUAUUUUACAGAGUGCCAUUAUGUUUGUGUAAAUGGAGUUUAACCCUUAGCCUGCUGGUGGCAAGUAAUUCUGCCUUUGCGACCAGUGCAGACCAAGAUCAACCUGCACAUCUGUGCAGGUUGAUCAUGAUCUUCACUGUUCGCCAUUCAGUCUGUAUCUUUUUUGGUAAGCACCCCUUUUAACAGUUAAUGGUACUGUCCAAAUUGAAAGGUGGACAAGUUCAUUAUAGAAAUUUAGCAGGGUAAGGGUUAAAAACAAUAAGGGAAAUAUAUUAUCCCAGUUAUCACUAUAAGCUGAUAAAUAUAUUUUAUUCAGUGCAGUAUAUUGUUGAACAAGUAUUGUCUUCAAUAAAUGAGUCACAUUUAUAUUUUACAUAAUAUUAUGCUUUGCAUAUUUUUGCUAUGUUAGUAUGCUAGUACUAUUGUAUUGCCUCAAUAAACUGGUUUCUCCACA